ACAUCUGGAUGUGACAGAGCUCGGCUCGAGCGAUGGCUUCUGAGGUUGUGUGUGGGUUGAUCUUCAGAGUGCUGCUGCCUGUGUGUCUGGCGGCAGCAUGUCUGUUCAGAUACAACGCUCUGUCCUUCAUCUACCUCCUGCACCUACUGCUCAUCCCUCUCUUCCCCGAACCCUCCAGCGUGACCAUGCAAGGCCGCACGGGGCAUCUUCUGAAGUCUUUAUGUUUCUCCAGCAUGACCUUCCUCUUGUUCCACAUCAUCUAUCAAAUCACAAUCCACAGUUUGCUGGCUGGGAAGUCUAUUGAGCGUAGAUUCAACUGUUCAGUGUGGGAGAAAUCGAUACGGCAGAUCGGCUUUGAGAGUGUCAUCGGUGCAGACGCAGGCAAUGGCAUUCGGGUUUUCCUCCCGGACAUCGGCAUGUUUAUAGCGAGCCUGUCGGCCUGGAUGCUGUGCAGAAGUUUGGUGCACAAACGUCCCACGGAGGAGAUGGCCCAAGACAACCAUGACUUUGAUGCCGAAGAACAGGACGAGUGCGAUGAGAAGGUGGAACUGGAGGAAGAUGACAUGCUCAUGGAUGAAGACUUUGAUGCUGAAGAUGAAGCUGAGGAUGAGGAGGUGGAGGAUGAAGGGCUGGAUGAAGAAGAGGAGGAGGAGGAAGUUCAGGAGAGUGCAAAGAUGAAGGUUCUGCGUAUUGUAGCGGGAGUGGCAAGUAAAGUGAAAGAGAUCAUCGGUAACUUGAUAACAACAGCGGGACAAGUGGUGGUCACCAUUCUGCUGGGAUUAACAGGUAUCAUGCUUCCCUCUCUGACGUCUGCAGUCUACUUCUUUGUGUUUUUGGGUCUGUGCACGUGGUGGUCGUUCUGCCGGACCUUUGACACUCUUCUCUUCAGCUGUCUGUGUGUUCUCAUGGCCAUCUUCAGCGCUGGCCAUCUCAUCGUCCUUUAUUCUAACCAGUUCCAGUUCCUUCAGGAGGCCAUCAGACCCAACGACAGCUACAGCAGUGUGUUUGGUAUUUCCUCCAUCGUUCGAACGGACUGUUCCUCCACCUGGAAGCUUGCUGUGAAUGAUGGCCUGAAGUGGCAUCAUUUUGUCAAUCCCAUCAUGCUCUUGGUGCUGUACUACACACUGGCCACCUUGAUCCGUCUGUGGCUGCAAGACCCCAUGAUGGUGCAGGAGGAGAAUGAAGAGGAGGAGGAGGAGGAGGAGGAGGAGAAAGAGGAGAAAGAGGAGAAAGAGGGAAAUGAGGUCGUGGGCAACAAUGUGGCUCACACGUCCGACCGGAAGCGUCUGCUUUGGUGGAGAGGCCGUCAGAAAACAGAGGAAAGAAACCUUAUUUCCACUCAGGACGCUUACAGCACCUCAGAGGUUGUAAUUGUCACCUCCAAUGGAACAUCAUUUGACUGUUUGUCCGCCGUGCCCAUUGAGAACGGACCUGUGAGUCUGGACAGAUUCUCCACCCCACAGUAUAAAGUAAAUCAACACACAGAGUCUGGUGAGAAGACGGUUGUGUACACAGAUGAUGUUCUAGAUUCAGAACCUCAGAACUAUGAGCUGGAAGAGGAGGACGAGGAGAAGACCGAAGAGGAGGAAGAAGAAGAGGAGGAGGGCAGACCACCAGGAGCUCUCGUAAAAGUGUUCAAGUUCGUCAUGAAGCAAAGCUACAUCUGUGCUCUGAUCGCUAUGAUGGCGUGGAGUAUAACGUACAUCAGCUGGUUGACGUUCGUGUUUCUGCUGUGGUCGUGCACUCUGUGGAUGGUGCGAGACCGGAGGAAGUACGCCAUGUUGACCUCGCCCUUCAUGGUGGCUUACGGGAACUUUCUGCUGGUGCUUCAGUACAUCUGGAGUUUCGAGCAGAUAGAACCAGUGCCUGGAUUCUUCCGCAAGGCUGACAAGCCUGUCAGCGAACUCGGCACCAAAGUUCUGUGUCAGUUGAGUUUCUGGCUGCUGCUCAGACAGACGCUGAUGGAACGACGAGAGAAGAUGAAGGAGGACGAGCCUCUGUCUGAUGUUAAAGUAGAGGAGCAGAAGAAAGAUGAAGAGAAUGAGCAAGAGGAGGGUGAUGAGAACGACCUGAUGCAGGUGAUGGGGAAGCUGGUGAUGGCUCUGCUGGUCAAAUACUGGAUCUACAUCUGCGGAGGAAUGUUCUUCUUUGUCAGCUUUGAGGGAAAAAUGGUCAUGUACAAGAUCGUCUACAUGAUGAUGUUUCUUUUCUGCGUGGCCCUGUAUCAGGUUCAUUAUGAAUAUUGGCGCAGGAUCUUGAAGUAUUUCUGGAUGUCCGUGGUGGUCUACACCAUGCUAGUGCUCAUCCUGAUCUACACCUGUCAGUUUGAAAACGCCAUCGACACCUGGUCUAAAAUGACGAGAAUUUCACAAGAAGUACUAAAUGACAUUGGGCUGGUGAAGUACAACCUCUCUGAAUUAUUUACUCAAAUUUUCAUCCCCACGUCCUUUCUGCUGGUGUGUAUUUUACACCUGCAUUACUUCCACGAGCGUUUUCUUCAGCUCACCGAUCUCAAAGCUGUCGUCAGCAAAGAGGAGAGCACCAUAUACAGACUGGCUCAUCCAGACGGGAGUUUGGCAGAUCUUACGAUGGUGAGCACAUCUCCUGAACCUCUGCUGAAGGAAGCGCAGGAGAAAGACUCUGUCAGUGAGAUGCUGGUGGUGGAUUGUGUGGAUGAAGACAAGAAGAAAGAGUCUUUAUCUAUUCAUUCUGCUCAUCUGUCCAGUCAGGAGGAUCUUCAGCAGUCCAGCUCAGCUACAGAUCCAGAAGCGCCUUCAGAUCAGAGCUCAGAUCUGAAGAGUAAAUGGCAUCUGGUUGUGGACCGGCUCACAGUGUUGUUCCUCCGGUUUCUCGAGUACUUUCAUAAACUAAAGGUCUUCAUCUGGUGGCUUCUAGAGAUGCACAUCAUCAAGCUGGUAUCCACGUACAUCAUCGUCCUGUCUCUCAAAGAGGUCUCGCUGCUGAACUAUGUGUUUCUGAUCUCGUGGACGUACGCUCUGCCCUAUAAGCAGUUUCGGGUUCUGGCCUCGAGCGUUUGCACCGUGUGGACGUGUGUUGUCAUCGUCUGCAAGAUGUUUUAUCAGCUCGAAUCCAUCCAGCCUAAAAACUACUCAAGCUAUUGUACCAUGCCCCACAACUACACAGAGGAACAGCAGAAGAAGAUGAAAUCAUCGUUACUGUACAGCAUCGAUGGAGUGGACCCUGCCAACUGGGUCGGCCUUUACAAGAUUAAAGAUGCUUUACUGCCCAACCUGAGGAAUAACUUGUUGAUGUUGGCCAUCUUGGCCUUUGAGGUCACCAUUUACAGACACCAGGAGUUUUUCCGUCUGAGGAACAAACUUUCCCCUCCCCCCUCACGGACCAUCUUUCAUGACAUCACCCGGCAACACCUUGACAACGGGAUUGUGAAUUGUGCCAAAUAUUUCAUAAACUAUUUCUUCUACAAGUUUGGUCUGGAGGUGUGUUUUCUGUUGGCGAUAAACGUGAUGGGUCAGCGGAUGGAUUUUUACUCCAUGCUGCACGGCUUCGCUCUGGCUGUGGUCAUGUACAGACGCAGACGGAAAGCCAUCGCUGAGAUCUGGCCCAAAUACUGCUGUUUUCUCGCCUGCAUCAUCACAUUCCAAUAUUUUGUGUGUAUUGGAAUCCCACCAGCUGCUUGUAAAGAUUAUCCCUGGAGGUUUCCCGGCUCCAUGACGGAAUCUAAUGUGAUCAAAUGGCUCUUCCUCCCUGAUUUCCACACACAGCCCACCUCCAUUUUCCUCGUCUAUGAUUUCAUGCUCUUGCUGUGCGCGUCGCUGCAGAGGCAGGUGUUUGACGAGGAGAAUAAAGCAGCCGUUCGUCUGAUGGCGGGAGACAACGUUGAAAUCUGCAGAGACCUGGACGCCGCAUCGUUCAGCGUUCACAACCCCGUACCAGACUUCAUUCACUGCAGAUCGUAUCUGGACAUGUUCAAGGUCAUCAUGUUCAGCUAUCUGUUCUGGUUCGUCCUGACCAUCAUCUUCAUCACGGGAACCACUCGCAUCAGCAUCUUCUGCAUGGGAUACCUGGUGGCGUGUUUUUAUUUCCUGCUGUUCGGCGGGGAGCUUUUACUCAAGCCUAUCAAAGAGAUUCUGCGGUACUGGGACUUCCUCAUCGCUUACAACGUCUUCGUCAUCACCAUGAAGAACGUCUUAGCUAUUUUGGCGUGCGGUUAUAUCAAGUCUUUGAUGGAGAACAGCUGCUGGCUCAUUCAACUGCUCAGUUUAGCCUGCACCAUUAAAGAAUAUGAAGAUCUGCCAGUUCCAGAGGCAACAGAUAAGAAUAAAUGUGACCUGCCACAGGAUGAGGCCGGCAUCAUCUGGGACAGCAUCUGUUUUACCUUUCUGCUUCUGCAGAGACGCGUCUUCAUGAGCUACUACUUCCUACAUGUCAUCGCUGACAUCCGGGCAGGACAGAUACUCGCAUCCCGAGGAGCAGAGCUGUUUCAGGCCAGCAUCGUGAAGGCCGUCAGAGCUCGACUGGAGGAUGAGAAGAAAUCCAUGGAGCAGCUGAAGAGACAGAUGGAUCACAUCAAGAUGCGGCAGCAGAAGUUUAAGAGGGGGAAGGAGAAGAUGCUCAGCAUGACUCAAGAGUCUGGAGACGGACAGAAGCUGCUUCCACCCGAGCAGGAGGAGGAUGAUGAUGAUGAUGAUGACGAUGAGAGAAAGAGAAACAAGGUGAAUAAAAAGCAGUGGUGGAGGCCGUGGGUUGAUCAUGCGUCCAUGGUUAGAAGUGGUGAUUAUUACCUGUUUGAAACUGACAGUGAAGAGGAGGAGGAAGAGGACGCAGAGAAAGAGGACGAGGUGCCUAAGAAAUCUGCCUUCCAGCGAGCAAUCGGAAAGUUUGCUUCGGCCCUUGUGGCUUUACCCAAAUCUGUCAUUAAACUGCCCAAAACCAUCCUGCAGUAUAUUAUCAGGGCAGCCAAGUUUGUGUAUCACGCUUGGAUCACGGACUCUAAAACAGCUCUGAAAGAAAGAACUAAAGGAAGGAAAUAUUUCUGGAAGCGAUACGGCCGAGGUCACAGACAUAAGAAAGAUAAUAAAGACGGUCAUGUGGCAAUAGAGGUUGGUGAAGAAGAUGGUCAGAGUUCAGAAGAAGACAAAUCAAAUGGACCAGACAACAUCAUCAAGAGGGUUUUUAACAUCAUCAAGUUCACCUGGGUUCUCUUUCUCACCACCAUUGAGAGCAUCACCACAUGGCUGAACUCCGUCUGCAGAGAAUACAUUGACAUCUCCACCGUCCUGCGCAUCGAACGCUGCAUGUUAACCAGAGAAGUCAAAAAGGGAAACGUGCCGUCACGUGAGAGCAUUCAUGUGUACUAUCAGAAACAGAUGAAACUUAAUGUGUCUCGUGAAUCUGGACUGGAUUGCAUCAGCGAGGAGGAUUCAGGCUCGCAUAGAGUACGCCGCAGACAGGUCGGGCACAGUCUGGACUCAUUCGCGUCCCGGGACAGCAUCUCCAGCGCGUACACAGAGGCGACCAUGCUAUUUUCCCGUCAGUCCACACUUGAUGAUCUGGACGAUAUGCCUCAGAGUAUUCCCAAAACCAGCGAGCGUGCUCGUCCCAAACUGCGCAAAAUGUACGGCCUGGACAUGUCUAACUCCUCGGCGGACAGCGGGAGUAGCGUCAUCUCCAGUGAAGCCACUCAGUGCAUCACACUGUUCUCCCGGCAAGGCACCGACGACACCAUCGAUGAGGUGGACAACGAGCAAGACCGGAUGGACAAGAUGGAAAGGAACGAGGAAGAGGCGGAGCCUAGACAGCAACCCAUUGAGGAGGCGGAGCCAAGACAGCAACUGGGUGAGGGGGCGGAGCCUAGACAGCAUCCCAGUGAGGAGGUGGAGCCCAGACAGCGACCCGGUCAGGAGGCGGAGCCCAGACAGCAACCGGGUGAGGAGCCUAGACAGCCUCCCAGUGAGGAGGCAGAGCCCAGACAGCAACCCGGUCAGGAGGUGGAGCCUAGACAGCAACCCCAUGAGGAGGCAGGCUGUGAGGAAGUGACAGAGGAAGUAAGAGAGGAAUGCCUGUGGGGUCCAGCAGAGGCUGAGGAAGAAGGUGAAGAUGCUCAUGUCCUCCAGCCGGAGUGUAAGGUGCACGUAGAGGAAGAGCAGUUUGUUACUGAGGAUGAAGAUGCGGAACCAGCUCUCCAAAGGUACGAUUGUGAAUCGUCUGAAGCGGAGAACGCGUACACGGAUCCGCCCACCGGGCAGCUUUUUACCCCGGACACUGAAGCCCCCAACACCUCUGAUGCAGAUGUGCCGCCCAGUUACAGCAAAGCCGUGAGUUUCGACCGUCUGUCUGUGAGCUCAGAUGAAAGUGACAGUGAGAGGCGUCUGAUGCUCAUGACUCCUGACAGCAGAUCUGAUCUGGACGAUCCUCUUCUGCCUUCAACGACCACUGAGCUGACCGCCAGCGAGUUGCUGCUCAACAAAAUGUUUUAUGAUGAGGAACUGGAUAAAUCCGAGCGUUUCUAUAAAUCGCAGCCGCUGGGUCUGCAGUUGUGUUAUGCUCUUUAUAACCUGCUGGUGGCGCACUCAGAGAUGGUGUGUUUCCUGGUGAUCAUCCUCAAUCACAUGAUCUCGGCGUCAAUGGCGACGCUGGUGCUGCCCAUCCUCAUCUUUCUGUGGGCCAUGCUUUCUGUCCCACGACCUAGCAAACGCUUCUGGAUGACCGCCAUCGUGUACACAGAGGUGACUAUUGUCGUCAAAUAUUUCUUCCAGUUCAGCUUUUUUCCAUUUAACCAGAACCUGGAGUUGCACAAGUCGAAGCCGUACCACCCGCCCAAUAUCAUCGGUGUGGAGAAGAAAGACGGAUACGUGCACUAUGAUCUCAUCCAGCUGCUGGCUCUGUUCUUUCACAGAUCCAUACUGAAGUGUCACGGCCUGUGGGAUGAAGACGACCCUAAAAUGUCCCGGAAAGGAGGCGGUGUCCAUGGAGACGAGUCUGAGGAUGAGGGGAAAAUGACGGUGGCAGUUCCAUCUGAUGACGAGAAGAAGAGUUCUCCGGCAUACUCACUCAAGUCUGUGAACCUCGGGAUGUCCGUGGAUUCGUCGCAGGUGAACGUGCACAUACGUUAUCCAGAGCAGCGCGCGUAUUUGCGGCGUCAGAGCACCAGCGGAGGCUCCCACAUCUCCAGACGCUCCUCUACACGCUCCAAAAGAGGCAGCACGAGCACACGGAACAGCGGCCGGAGAGCACACAGUGAACCUGAAGUACCACAGAAGAGCCGAAAAGAGAUGAUCAUGGAGAAGACCAGAGAACUGCUCAUCAAAGCCAAAGUUUACCUGCUCAAGAAAUUGGUUGAGAUCUAUCAGCCCAUCGGUCAGUUCUUCUAUAAUCUGAUUCACCCCGAGUACAAUGCGGUGACAGACGUCUAUGUCAUCAUGUUUCUGGCUGACACUGUUGAUUUCAUCAUUAUUGUCUUUGGCUUUUGGGCAUUUGGGAAACAUCAGGGUGGUGAUAUCACCUCUUCAUUAUCUGAGGAUCAAGUGCCCGGCCCGUUUCUCGUCAUGGUUCUUAUUCAGUUUGGCACUAUGGUGGUGGAUCGUGCUCUUUACCUGCGGAAGACGGUGAUGGGAAAAGUGGUUUUCCAGGUCAUCCUGGUGUUUGGCAUCCACUUCUGGAUGUUUUUCAUCUUGCCGGGAAUCACGGAGAGGCGCUUCAGUCAGAACCGUAUAGCUCAGUUGUGGUACUUUGUGAAAUGUUUUUAUUUCGGACUCUCAGCGUAUCAGAUUCGCUGCGGCUAUCCUACGCGAAUACUGGGAAACUUCCUCACCAAGAGCUACAAUUAUGUCAACCUCUUCCUCUUCCAGGGGUUCCGUCUCAUCCCGUUCCUGACGGAGCUGCGAGCGGUGAUGGACUGGGUUUGGACAGAUACGACUCUCAGUCUGUCCAGCUGGAUCUGUGUGGAGGACAUCUACGCACACAUCUUCAUCCUGAAGUGCUGGAGAGAGUCUGAGAAGCGUUACCCUCAGCCCCGCGGGCAGAAGAAGAAGAAGGUGGUGAAGUAUGGAAUGGGAGGAAUGAUCGUCAUGCUUCUCAUCUGUAUCGUGUGGUUUCCACUGCUCUUCAUGUCUCUGGUCAAAUCUGUGGCUGGAGUGGUCAACACUCCGCUGGAUGUCUCUGUGACUCUCACGCUGGGCGGACUGCAGCCGAUCUUCACCAUGAGCGCUCAGCAGGCACAUCUCAAGAACAUCACAUUUGCUGAUUUUCUAAGAUUCCAAAGAGAUUACGGAAAUGAUGCGGAUGCCAUGCAGUUUCUGGAGACGUAUAUCUAUGAGGACCUGACAAUCGCAGAUAUAGAAGGAAGUUCCAACUCGCUUUGGACCAUCAGCCCUCCCAGCAGGAAAAACCUCAUCGAAAUGCUUCGAGACCCAAAUGAGCAGUUUCCUCUCACCAUCACCUGGUCCAUACAGAGGAAUCUCACUCUGGGCGCUAAAGCUGAGUUUGCCAUUGGAAAACACAUCAUACAACUAAACAACAAGACCAGACUGGAGUUGGGAAAAUUAUUGGAGGACAGUGCAAACAACAACGCUCAAAGUCAACCUGUACUCAUCGAAAAUAUUUUUCCAAGAUACAUCAGGGCACCAAGUGACUCCAAUACCAAACCUAUUGACCAGCUUUACAAAGGUGACCAUGACCAAUACAUGAACUUCACACUGUCUCUUAAAAAGUCAAGCAUGAACAGUUCCUCGGGUGUUCAGGAGUGGUGGAUCGUGAAUCAGACCGAAAAUGGGCCGAUACGUGUAGGGUCGAAAACAGAGCAUGACUCCUGUCUGGAGAUCUAUGUGUUCAGUGAUCAAGUCAGUCCACCCAGUCUGGGCUUUCUGGCAGGAUAUGGGAUCAUGGGACUGUACAUGUCGGUGGUUCUGGUUAUCGGAAAGUUCGUGCGAGAGUUCUUCAGCGGAAUCUCGCACACCAUCAUGUUCGAAGAGCUGCCCAACGUGGACCGCAUCCUCAAACUGUGCAAGGACAUCUUCUUGGUCCGAGAGACGGGUGAACUGGACCUGGAGGAGGACCUGUACUCUAAACUCAUCUUCCUGUACCGCUCUCCAGAAACCAUGAUCAAAUGGACCAGAGAGAAGACUAAGUGAGGGUUCUCAGGAUCUCAUUCUGUAAGCACACCGUUGGAUUGAACCGAGAAAACGCUGUUCUUACACGUGAUUGGAUAAAGACGCAAAGUGGGCGUGGUCCCUGCGGUUUUUAAAAGGGCUUCAUGUUUAUAAGUGAUGAAUUUUAUGGCUUCCAGGCAUGCGUCACUUUGAAUACCACCUUUCGUGCAUGCAGGAUGGACGGUUUAAAAUCCGCGUUCAAGAUGAGAAACAGAACGUACUUCAGAUUUUUAAAGAGCGCUUUUUCUGUGUUUGCCGAAAGCAAAACCAAAGCCCUCGGGGGUGCUGUGAAUCACAUGACAAUCUAUAUCUGCCUUAUUUUUAUUUGUACAAUCAAGUAAAUGCGUUAUUAUUCACUACCUUUCUCAGGAAUACACGCGGAUCAUGACGAAGAGACGUCAACGUUUUUCUCAAACAACGGAGAAAAGGGAUGUACUCGUGUGUAGGAACUUUGAGACUUUAAAGAUGUCAUACGUAAUUUAUGAAUACAGAUUUGAGACGAAAAGAGACUUGGUGUUUUAUAUCGCUUGAUGUAUAUUGACUUUUUUGGUCAUUUAUGGGAGAUCGAUGAUGCAUCACAGUAGUUGGACAGUUUGAGAUAUUCUGGUUUGUUAUUUUUAAAACAACGAGCAUCAGUCGGUUAAAACAGAAUUCUUUGCUUGUUGUUAAAAAAAAUGUUUUUAUGAAAUCUGUGUACGCGAGGCAAACAUCUUUUUUUCUUACUGCAAAAUGACUGAUUUACGCAGAAUUUUGUUCAGAAUGUGGUCAACGGGUCCCGUUCGUAAAAGACGAGCAGAACUAUGUUUUGUAUAUUUUGUAGGGCCGUCAAACCAUUAAUCACGAUUAAUCGCAUCCAGAAUAAAAGUUUGUGUUUACAAAAUAUAUGUCUGUGCACUGUGCAUACUAAUUUUGUAUUUAUAAACACAAAUGUAUAUAU
Molecule: messenger RNA, 10065 nt
Organism: Triplophysa rosa
Lineage: Eukaryota; Metazoa; Chordata; Actinopteri; Cypriniformes; Nemacheilidae
Product: piezo-type mechanosensitive ion channel component 2
Exons: 54
Coding region: 33-9110 (3025 amino acids)
Source: RefSeq, a predicted model, not a curated record